GUGUGACGUUCAACACAGGCAGAAAGGGAGGGGAAAUGAGAAAGAAAGGGAAGAACUUUUUUCCGAUAGCUUUUUCUUCUUCCAAAUUAUACAUUUAUACGAAACGAAUUGACUCAAACGCUUUUACUGGCAAAUUAAUGCUGCAAUAAGCAGAAAGGAUUGAAGAGAGAGGAGUAAACAUUUGCUGAACUCCUUAAGCUACUCCUGUGCAACAGAUGACCGCAUUAAAAAUGGACACAGUGUGAAGUCUGUGGCCUCUUGACAGGAGACUUUGAGCAUGACUUCAGAAUUGGACUCAAGCUUGACAAGCAUUGACUGGCUUCCCCAGUUGGGAAUCAGCACCUUGCGUUCAGGAAAAGAAAGAGUGGAACAAAAGAAAGAACGAGGAAGAGAGAAGGACAUCCCUCCCAUAUGUACAGUAUCUCCUGCAUCUAAUUCCAAAGGGAAACCUCCACACAGCUAUGCCACUCUCAUCGCCAUGGCAAUUAGUUCAUCCCCUGAAAGGAAGCUAAGUUUGAAUGACAUUUACACAUGGAUCAGUGAUAGAUUUCCUUUUUAUAGCAGAGCAGGAAGAGGAUGGAAGAACUCAAUUCGGCACAAUCUGUCCCUUAAUAAAUGUUUCCGGAAAGUUCCUCGUCCACAGAGUGACCCUGGAAAGGGUUCAUAUUGGACAAUGGAUGGACCGCCUGACUCAACACAACACAGAGGUUUCAAACGCCCUCAUCCUGAAGAGGAGGCUCCAUCCUCAGAGACCAAAGAGCCUUUCAAUCAACCGGAGCCCCUCCCACCUCUCCCAGAUGUCAAUAGCACAUUCUCUUCCCUUCCAUGCAAGGGUUCAUAUUGGACAAUGGAUGGACCGCCUGACUCAACACAACACAGAGGUUUCAAACGCCCUCAUCCUGAAGAGGAGGCUCCAUCCUCAGAGACCAAAGAGCCUUUCAAUCAACCGGAGCCCCUCCCACCUCUCCCAGAUGUCAAUAGCACAUUCUCUUCCCUUCCAUGCAAGCAACGUCAAACUGCCCCAAUACCUGCAUCUUUUCCUUCCUUGAUUCCUUCGAACCACCAUGUGGAUCCUCCUCUCCGAUUCUCCUUUGCUGAUUUAAACCUACCGGACCUGUACAAUUCCUUUCAGUCUCUCUGUCGCUCUGUUAGAGAGAGAGUCACCUCGCAUUCGGAUGUUCCCAAUUUGCUUGGACUUACCAACGACAGUACACCACUACAUACCCCAACCCUGCCUCCUCUCUCCCCCUGCCUGAACCCCAACACUAACCAAUACACAAACCCAACCCCUAACCCAAACCUUAUUGCCAAUCGGAACUUCAACCCAAAUACACCUAAUACUAGUUUUAUUCCCAACUUACACCCAAACCACAACCAGAACCCCUCUAACAUUCAUUCAAAUUCUAACACUGAGCCUGACAAGCUGCUACACAGUAAUGUUGUUCCUGCAGACUGGUUCAGUAAUGCAGAUUCUUUGAGAGAGAGUUUCAGGAUUGCUAGUAGUCUGGACUGGGCUAACAUUGACCUCACCUGUCACCCUGACCUGGUAGAGAGCAUGCGCCAGGCUGAGCUCUGUGACUGGGCAUUGGAUGCGAAUCUCUUCACAUCUCUUUGUGAUUCGCUCAACCAUUUCUUCACUCAGAAGGGUCUCAUUGGCUCCUCUUCUGGUGGCCACUCCUCGUUGGGACAAAUGACCCCACCUCCUUUCAGUAUGCCAUCCACUAACCAUCCCACCCUGGCUAGUUUGACACAACCCUCUCCACUGAUCUACCCCUCCCAACAGCCUCCUGGUGAACCUACCCUCCACAGUCCAAGGAGAACCCUGACCCCUCACACCCAGAACCAGUCAGCACAGAUACCACCAGGGAUGCAGCCCACAACAAGCCAGCCUCUUACUCCUAACGCACUUCAAACUCAGCCACUGACUCCAAGCAGUCGUCCACCUUUGAAGAAUCUUCACAGCAACAGUGAAGAGAUCCAGGAUGACUUUGAUUGGGAUUCCCUUAUUGAGUGACUUGUGAUUCAUUGGCAAACAAACAUACAGAAUACACAGUAAAAUAAAAUAUAUCAUGAGCCAAGGCCACAGUUUUGUCAACAAGAAAUUGAGGCAAACUCAUUAGUCUUUAAUGAGUGUUUUAUGUAUAUAUGGAACAAAGGCAGAUGUCAGGAAACCACAAAUUGAACAUCAUUCAGGUAUUUGUUUCUCUUCAGUAUGGCCCUACUUAACAUUUACUGCUGCACAAUGGUUCAAAUUUAAUUGUUUGCAUGUUGAAAUGCUGGUACACAAAGAUUGCCACCUACAGUGAGAAUAACCAAACCUUACAAUGUUUUCAUUAGUAUAACAUCUCUUUUUGCUUAGUGCAAGCUACACAGUAGCUUUUAGUAACUAUGCCAGCUGCCUCUUUUAUCGAAGUACCUGUAUACAAAGUGACAAUGUAAAUAAUACUAGCACUUCCAAAGCCCUAGCCAAUAGAAAAUGCCUAAUUCUUUUCUAAAUGUUGACAUAGGCUUCCCUGACUUGCAAUCAUAAUUUAGUUCUACAGUAGUGAAAUUUUUUUUUUUUUUUUUUUUUACAGCUGCACAGAAAUGGUUGUAAAUUGCAUGUACAUUAACAAUUUGUGGGUAAAGAAAUCCAAUUUAACUACACUGAGGUAUAUAAUACAUUUGGGUGUAUUUUGACUGAAAAUGACAAUGACAUUUUUUACUUAAUAUUGCACAAUUGUUUGCUAUCUGUUCACUUUAGGAUAUCCCUCUGUGGACCUAAACCUUUAAAAAAAAAAGAAACAUUGAAAUGAUCUAACAAUUUCCUGAAGAGUGAAUGCAAACCAACGCAACAAUAAAGCUUGGACAGUUUCAUUUUGUGAAUGUUUUUUAUUUUAUUUUACAUUUCAUUAUUUUUUUCCCACUUUAUUUUAUUUUUAAAGUCAACACCACACAAUUUCUGACCAUAGUCAAUAUUAUAGAAAUAUGUCAUUUUCAUUUAUAAAAUAAUUCAUUGAAAGUAAAUAAAGAAUUACAGCAUGGAUUAUAUCAUUCAUUCCCCAAUUUUUGUAGUAUGAUUUCACUUAGUCAUUCAGGCCCAUUUUAUUUUUAUUUUUAAAAAGCAUAAGCAUAAACACUUAACUCUCCCCAUUUUGUGUAAAUCCAAAAGGAAAAAGGUGAAGUGAAAUUCAAGGACAGUCAUCGCUUCUCACAUGAAAAGAUGUUGAAUUAAUGCUUUGAUUCUUACAAGAGUUGAAGAGAACUACACAAAUGAAUAAUUGAAAAUAAAGGACCCUUAUAACAAAAGAUGAGUCAAGUCAUAUUGUGAGACUAUGCUGCUAAAACCCCAACAAAUGCACAGCAGUGAGCUGAGUGAAAAGAUUGGACAAGUCAUCAUACACACACUGACUCUCCCCAAAACACACAGACAGCCCCCUUUAGCAACUCACAAGUGUAUAAGACUGAAAUUUCGAAGGUCCAAGGAGACCAAGCAGGCAUCUCUUUUAAUGGCAAUUUCCAGUGCAAAUUUCCUUGGUUUAAAUGUUCCCAGGAGUCAGAGACAUAAGAUAAAAAUAAAUUACACAAGAUUAAACAUUAAAUUAAAAUACAAUUAUUGAAUGAUUUUUUACUAGAGUUGUGAAUGAAAUGGAGAGUUGAAUUCUUCUCAAUCCGCUCCGAGUGAACCUGUCCCACGGUCAUCCUUCAUGCACUCGAUCAUUAGAGACUCACCGGCUCUUUUAUUUAACCAUCAAUGAAAGGGGGAGAAAGAUGUGUAUGAUUCACUGAGAUCAGUUCAUUAGUGGCUUGUUUUUUCCCUACAACUUUCUUCAACUUUCUUUUUUUGAGCAAUAACAAUCUUCCACAUAUAACUAUAUUAACAGCCUGCAUCACUGAAAGACCCCUGCCAAUCAUCCAUGCUUGUAUCUGAAAACAAAUAUAAUAUAAAUUGAAAAGGGAAAUAAAUAGACCUCAAACACUGUGUAAAAUAAAAUGAAAAAAAAAAUUAAAUGCUUUGUGAAAAAAAAAAGAAAAAAAAA
This is a messenger RNA of Xyrauchen texanus (razorback sucker), 4019 nucleotides long. It is a transcript of the gene foxj2, whose product is annotated as forkhead box J2. NCBI's taxonomy places the organism in Eukaryota, Metazoa, Chordata, Actinopteri, Cypriniformes, Catostomidae. The record is from RefSeq and is a predicted model, not a curated record. The transcript has 12 exons. The coding region runs from base 278 to 2014 and encodes 578 amino acids. Gene Ontology annotation, biological process: regulation of transcription by RNA polymerase II. Gene Ontology annotation, cellular component: nucleus. Gene Ontology annotation, molecular function: RNA polymerase II cis-regulatory region sequence-specific DNA binding; DNA-binding transcription factor activity, RNA polymerase II-specific.